Molecule: messenger RNA, 1656 nt
Organism: Gallus gallus (chicken)
Lineage: Eukaryota; Metazoa; Chordata; Aves; Galliformes; Phasianidae
Gene: PUS3
Product: pseudouridylate synthase 3
Exons: 5
Coding region: 88-1566 (492 amino acids)
Biological process (GO): tRNA pseudouridine synthesis; mRNA pseudouridine synthesis
Cellular component (GO): nucleus; cytoplasm
Molecular function (GO): RNA binding; pseudouridine synthase activity
Source: RefSeq, a predicted model, not a curated record
GGCACCGGCACCGGAAGUAGCAGCGGCGGCGGCGGCGCAGGCCCUGAGGAGAUGCCAGCCACCAGCUAAGACUCCAGGAGAUUCACUAUGGCCAACGGGAGCUGGGCCACAGAUCGAGAACAGCUCCUGAGGAGGGUGCGGGACCUGGAGGAGGAGGUGAAGCAGCUGCAGGAGAAGCUGUCAGAGGGCAAGGAGGGCACUGCAGUGAAGGACACCCCUUCGACCUCCAGGAAAUCCAAGAAGCAGCAGCAGCGCCCAUUUGAUUUCAGCGCCCACGGCCGCAGGCACGUGGCACUGAGGAUCGCCUACCUCGGCUGGGGGUACCAAGGCUUUGCCAGCCAGGAGAACACCAGCAACACAAUCGAAGAGAAGCUGUUUGAAGCCCUGAAGAAGACACGGCUGGUAGAUGAUAGACAGACCUCCAACUAUCACCGCUGUGGGCGGACAGACAAAGGAGUCAGUGCCUUUGGACAGGUCAGGAUGGAUUUACAGGUUCCACUGGGGAUGGUAGAACUCAGGAUGGGAUUACUGGCCGAUGGUGAUGAGCCAAGUGCUCACUGUGUGACAGUGCAGGUGAUUUCCCUAGAUCUUCGCUCUAACCUCUCAGAGGAAAAGAAACUAAAUGGUUGCACGGGUGACUCAGAGGGAAAAAGCAGUAAAUCUGAGGAAGAGCUCCGCUAUACCCACAUUCUGAACAGGGUGCUCCCACCUGACAUCCGCGUGCUGGCCUGGGCCCCCGUGGAGCCAGAUUUCAGUGCCCGGUUCAGCUGUCUCAAGAGGACCUACCGCUACUUCUUCCCCUGUGCAGACCUGGACGUGGCCCUCAUGCACACUGCAGCCCAGCGGUACGUGGGGACGCACGACUUCCGGAACCUCUGCAAAAUGGACGUGGCCAAUGGCGUCAUCAACUUCCAGAGAACAAUUCUCAGUGCCCAGGUGACAUGGGCGGAUGGGGGAGCUGAAAGUGGCCUGCGGGACCCUUUCCGACUGUGCCAGUUCGAGGUGACGGGACAGGCAUUCCUCUACCACCAAGUGCGCUGCAUGAUGGCCAUCCUCUUCCUGAUCGGACAAAGGAUGGAGGGCCCAGAGAUCAUUGAUGAGCUGCUGGAUGUGGAGAAGAACCCUCGAAAACCACAGUACAGUAUGGCCGUGGAGUUCCCCUUGGUCCUCUAUGACUGUGAGUUUGAGAACAUCCAGUGGCAUUAUGACCGGGAAGUGCAGGAGUUCAAUGUUACCCACCUGCAGCAGCUCUGGGCCAGCUACGCCGUCAAGACUCAAGUACUGCACAGCAUGUUACGAGGCCUGGACACUGCUCCCAUGGCUGCAGGGAAAGAUCCAGGGAAUGCCGCCCCUGUCCUCUGGGGAGACCUGAAGCCUCCGGUGCACAACCAGGCCAGCAGCUUCGUGGAAGGUGUCCGUGCCCGGGCCUACAAACCCCUGCUGGAGCGGCCCCGGUGCGAGGGGUUGGAGUCCCGCAUCCAGCAGUGCCUGCGCAGGGGCCGCAGCCAGGCCGAGCGGGCAGCCAAGCGCCUCUGCACCGGGGAGGGGCCGGGGGGGACCUCCUGAAGGGCCGAGCACCGAUUUUUGUGCGCGUGUUCGGUUUUAAAUACAUUUUCCCUUGCGAUUUUUAUAAAUUCCUGUUAGCUUUAAAGAUAA